Molecule: messenger RNA, 1275 nt
Organism: Meleagris gallopavo (turkey)
Lineage: Eukaryota; Metazoa; Chordata; Aves; Galliformes; Phasianidae
Source: RefSeq, a predicted model, not a curated record
GCGGUGUUCGUGGAGAAGCCGGUGGUUUCGUCGCAGUUCCUCUGGAACGCGCUGUACAACUACCGAGCCUGUGAUCACUGCCUGCGGGCUUUGGAGACAGCAGAGGAGAAUGCCCAGCGACUGCUGGGGAGGAGCUCUCUGGUGCUGCCUCACCCAGAGCAGUGCAGCAUCCGCAAAGACCUGCACCAGCAGUGUCCUCGCUGCCAGGUGAUGUACUGCAGUGCUGAGUGCAGGCAGGCUGCUUUGGAGCAGUACCACCAAGUCCUCUGCCUUGGCCCAUCCCGUGAUGACCCCACGCACCCCCUCAACAAGCUGCAGGAGGCAUGGAGAAACAUGCAUUAUCCACCAGAGACUUCCAGCAUCAUGCUGAUGGCCCGGAUGGUUGCCACUGUCAAACAGGCUAAAGACAAGGACUGGUGGAUCAAGGCCUUCUCCCAGUUCUGCAGUAAGACAGCGAAUGAAGAGGAGGAGAUUGCACACAAGCUACUGGGGGACAAAUUUAAGGGCCAGCUGGAGCUGCUGCGUUUGCUCUUCACUGAAGCCCUUUAUGACGAACAACUCAGCAGGUGGUUCACUCCAGAAGGCUUUCGAUCUCUCUUUGCUCUCGUUGGGACCAAUGGCCAAGGCAUAGGAACCAGCUCUCUGAGCCAGUGGGUGCAUGCUUGUGAUGCACUAGAUCUCCCCAUGCUGCAACGAGAGGAGCUGGACGCCUUCAUUGACCAGCUCUACAAGGACAUUGAGAAGGAAUCUGGAGAGUUCCUCAACUGUGAGGGGUCAGGUCUCUACAUGCUCCAAAGCUGCUGUAACCACAGCUGCAUCCCCAACGCUGAGACAUCCUUCCCAGACAACAACUUCCUUUUGCAUCUGACUGCUCUGGAGGACAUCGAAGCAGGAGAGGAAAUCUGCAUCAGUUAUUUAGACUGCUGUCAGAGGGAGCGGAGCAGACACAGCCGCAACAAGAUACUCAGGUAUAGGAGCUGUUUGGAGGGACGUGGGGGUAACACACACAUCUCUGUUAGGGCCCUGCCAUGCGGCUGUGAGCUGGCUGGUGUGCAGACUGGUGUGCUUGUGGCAGUCUGUAUGUGCAGCUUUGCCUGUGCUACUAUCAGAGUUAUCUCUGAGCAAGCCUGGGGUUCCGUGGUCUGGAAUGAAAAGGCCUGGGUUGAAAAGGACCACAAUGAUCACCUGAUUUCAACCCCCUGUUGUGUGCAGGGUUACCAGCCACCAGACCGGGCUGCCCAGAGCCACAUCCAGCCUGGCCUUGAAUGCCUGCAG